GAUGAAACAGGGGCAUAUCUCAUUGAUAGGGAUCCCACAUAUUUUGGUCCAAUCUUGAACUACCUCCGGCAUGGAAAACUCAUAAUAAACAAGGAAUUGGCUGAAGAAGGUGUUCUGGAAGAAGCUGAAUUUUACAACAUUGCAUCUCUAGUGAGGCUGGUGAAAGAGCGAAUACGAGACAAUGAAAGCAGAACUUCUCAAGGACCUGUCAAGCAUGUUUACCGAGUUCUGCAGUGCCAAGAAGAAGAACUCACCCAAAUGGUGUCUACUAUGUCUGAUGGGUGGAAAUUUGAACAGUUAAUUAGUAUUGGAUCAUCAUACAACUAUGGAAAUGAAGAUCAGGCAGAAUUUCUCUGUGUUGUAUCGAGAGAGCUCAAUAAUUCGACCAAUGGCAUUGUCAUAGAGCCUAGUGAGAAAGCAAAGAUUCUUCAGGAACGAGGAUCACGGAUGUAAUCCAAGCAUCUAACUUUAAAACUCCCAGAUGUUGAAAGGGCAACUUAGCAGGGCAGAGCAUUUCUCCUGCAGUCCAAUCUUGCUUUUGUACAGUAAUAAAACUAACACAAAGCAAAGCUGAGCCUGUCCUGCCAGUGGAGAAUUAAAUUCUGGUAAAAACCAAAGGCUCAUCCCACCCCAGUCACUGAGAAGCUAAGAGAAAGAAGAGAAUCUUCCAGCUGGAGAGCGCAUUGCUCUGCUUUUUUCCCCCCUUGCUGUCUUGCUUUUGCUGUCUUGGCAUUGACACAUGUUUGGGGAAUAUAUAUAUAUAUAUAUAUAUUUAUAUCAUCACAAGCCUGGAUAAAGAGCAGACUUUUGUUUUGGUUUCACACUGCUAUUUUUAAUGCUUUAGUUAGAAAAAUUGUCUUGGUUAGAGAUAUUCAGGUCAAGGGAAAAUAGAU
Messenger RNA from Thamnophis sirtalis, 893 nucleotides. RefSeq names its product potassium channel tetramerization domain containing 2 (gene KCTD2). NCBI's taxonomy places the organism in Eukaryota, Metazoa, Chordata, Lepidosauria, Squamata, Natricidae. Gene Ontology annotation, cellular component: Cul3-RING ubiquitin ligase complex; cytoplasm. The record is from RefSeq and is a predicted model, not a curated record. Gene Ontology annotation, biological process: proteasome-mediated ubiquitin-dependent protein catabolic process; protein homooligomerization. Gene Ontology annotation, molecular function: cullin family protein binding.